This is a messenger RNA of Medicago truncatula (barrel medic), 781 nucleotides long. Its product is annotated as auxin-responsive protein IAA20. Gene Ontology annotation, cellular component: nucleus. The transcript has 4 exons. Bases 82 to 567 code for a protein of 161 amino acids. Gene Ontology annotation, biological process: regulation of DNA-templated transcription. Lineage: Eukaryota; Viridiplantae; Streptophyta; Magnoliopsida; Fabales; Fabaceae. The record is from RefSeq and is a predicted model, not a curated record.
AGCAUAGAUCUCUCAAUUAAAUUUGUUUAUAUAUAAGGCCUUAAGGUGGCGGCUUGUUAUGUCAUCUAGCUCACAAUCACAAUGGGAAAAACAAAUAGUUCAAAUUCUUCUUCAUCUAUUAGCAGUAACAGCAACCAUAAUCUUUAUAUUUCUACUGCAUCCUCUCUUACACAUCAACUUCCCACAGAUCUUAGUCUUGGACUCACCAUUUCUCCCACUCAACAUUUUCAUGUUGGCUCAUCAAUUUCAAGGGGGCAAUGGCAACAAAACUAUGACUACAAUAGCUUGUAUGUGAAGGUGUACAUGGAAGGAAUUCCAAUUGGUAGAAAACUGAAUAUACUUGCUCAUCAAAGUUACCAUGAGUUAGUUAAGACUCUUGAGCACAUGUUUGACACUACCAUUCUAUGGGGGAAUGAGAUGGAUGGAGUGCAACCAGAAAGAUGUCAUGUGUUAACUUAUGAAGAUGAAGAAGGGGAUUUGGUCAUGGUUGGAGAUGUUCCUUGGGAGAUGUUUUUAUCGACUGUUAAGAGAUUGAAGAUCACAAGGGUAGACACAUUUGGGUGUUAAAAAUGUAUAUGACAACAAAUGUGCUUGAUUUCAAAUUUUGUUCUGUAGCUAGAGUGAGACUCAAUAGAGUGUGAUUGUUAUGUGAUCAUGUAAUGUAGAAAAAUCUUACUCUAGUUAAUUAGUGGAGUAUGCGGAAAAACAUAGAUGUAAAUGCAUAGCUCUCACUUUGUUUUUUAAUUUCUAAGAAGCAAAUGGAAAAGAAUAGUAUUGUACA